AUGGAAAGAAGGCCAUGGUGCUGGUAUUGUGGUGAAAGUGAUUUUUAUGAUGAAAAAAGUUUAAUCCAACAUCAAAAAGAAAUGCACUUUCAGUGCCCUCAUUGUAAAAAAAAGUGCAAUAUGGCGUGUGAACUGGCUGUUCAUGCCAAAAAACAUCACAAUAAAAUAUUUGACAAGUAA
Messenger RNA from Funneliformis geosporum, 180 nucleotides. NCBI's taxonomy places the organism in Eukaryota, Fungi, Glomeromycota, Glomeromycetes, Glomerales, Glomeraceae. The record is from the annotation of a GenBank genome assembly.